CGCCGCCGCCGCGGCCGCCAUGGAGGGCGUGAGCGCGCUGCUGGCCCGCUGCCCCGCGCCCGGCCUGGCCGGCGGGCUGGGCGUCACGGCGUGCGCCGCGGCCGGCGUGCUGCUCUACCGGAUCGCGCGGAGGAUGAAGCCCACGCACACCGUCGUCAACUGCUGGUUCUGCAACCACGACACCGUGGUGCCCUACGGCAACCGCAACUGCUGGGACUGUCCCCACUGCGAGCAGUACAACGGCUUCCAGGAGAACGGCGACUACAACAAGCCCAUCCCGGCCCAGUACCUGGAGCACCUGAACCACGUGGUGGGCAGCGCGCCCGCGCCCCUGGCGCCCCCGCAGCCGCAGUGGGUGAGCAGCCGCACGCUGCUCUGCCGGCGCUGCAGCCAGCACCAGGCCGCCAAGGUCCGCCAGCUGGCGGCCUUCACGCCGCGCGACGAGGGCAGGUACGACGAGGAGGUGGAGGUGUACCAGCACCACCUGGAGCAGGUGUACAAGCUGUGCCGGCCGUGCCAGGCGGCCGUGGAGCACUACCUCAAGCACCAGAACCGCCAGCUCCGCGCCCUGCUGCUCAGCCACCAGGUCCAGCGCCGCCAGGACGCCGAGCGCAGCCACGGGCAGAGCUUCUGCUCGUUUGCGGUGAAGUCGCCGGUGCAGGUCAUCGUGCUGCGGGCCCUUGCCUUCCUGGCCUGCGCCUUCCUGCUGACCACCCUGCUGUGCGGCACCGGAGACCCGUUCAUCCCGGGGCCCGCCCUGCCUCCAGCCCUGCCCCCCGGGGGUAACGGCUCGGGCGCCGCCGCCGCAGACAACGGCACGAGCGCCGAGAGCUGGCGGCAGCUGCUGGCCCUCCUGCCCGCGCCGGCCGCCGAGAGGCUCCGGGAGCUCUGGGCCCUCGGGCAGCAGCACCAGGUGGCCGUGGUGGCCCUGGGCCUCCUCACCUGCCUGCUGGCCAUGCUGCUGGCCGGCCGCCUGAGGCUCCGCAGGAUCGACGCCUUCGCCGCGGGCCUGUGGGCGCUGCUGCUGGGCCUGCACCUGGCGGAGCGGCACCUGCAGGCGGCCUCGCCCGGCUGGCUGGACACGCUCAAGCUCAGCGCCACGGCCCUGUGCUGCCUGGUGGGCUUCACGGCGGCCGUGGCCACGAGGAAGGCGACGGGCACCCGAAGGUUCCGGCCCCGAAGGUACUUCCCCGGAGACGCCGCAGGCCUCUUCCCCGCCGGCCCGGGCCUGGCCGUGCCCUGCCCAAGCGUCCUGGGCUCCCCGCCGCCGUCGCUCUUCGUCCCGGCCCCGCCCGGCUUCGUGCCACUGGCCAGCCGGCCUCUGUUCCGCUCCACCCGCCGGCCCUCGCCCUCCUCGCUGCCCGGCCACCUGAGCCGGGCCCUCUCGCUGGGCACCAUCCCCUCCCCGAUGCGAGCAGACUCGGGCUGCCUCUUCAGUGGGAGCCGCCCGCCCUCGCGCGUGGCCCGGCCCGGGCAGCUGCUCCUUUCGGACUACUUCUCCCUGCUGGCCAGCAGCUGCCCCUCGUCGCCGCUCCCGUCCCCAGCGCCGUCCGUGGCCAGCUCUGUGGCCUCUAGCUCCGGCUCCCUGCGCCACCGCCGGCCCCUCAUCAGCCCGGCCCGCCUCAACCUGCAGGGCCGGAAGCUGCUGCUCUUCCCGUCGCCCCCGGGGGACGCCCCCCACAGCCCCAGCAGCUCUGAGGAGCACUCGCCCCCCGCCGCCGGCCGCCUCUUCCCCCUCGAGCUGCCACAAGCCCCGCAGAGGCCGCCGCCGCGGGACUCCAAGCUCACCGUGGAUGUGAGCGCCGUGCCCGACACCGGCAACGCCUGCAGUGACCGCCCCAUCAAGAAGGAGGACGACUCCUCGCACGCGUCCACCUGCAUGGUGGACACCACCACCCAGGGCUGCCCCGAGGACACCGCCGCCUGGAGAGGUCACGUCAGCCCCACCCUGGUCCGGGGCCUCUUGGCGGUGAGCCUGGCGGCCAACGCCCUCUUCACCUCAGCCUACCUGUACCAGAGCCUGCGCUGACCCAACAGCCCCGCGCCCCAGCAGACGCGGGUGCGCCCAGGUGCAUGCUGCUCCUCACUGCCACCACAGGGCCUUGGCUUGUGGAGACCGCCACCCCUCCUCCAGGCCGGCCUCCCGGAUUGAGUCCUGUGCUUGGUCGCGUCCCAUGGACACCCGAGGUGGCCCUCUCGCGGCCCCCUCGCUGACUCGGGCCUUACUUCUGUUUGGUGCUGACGCUAACCCAGAAGCCGGGGCCCCCGGGCCCUGCGUUGGCCUUCGGGCGCCCCUGCCCUCCAGCCCUGCCUGGUGGGCCUCGUGCACCCCCGGGGAGACCCCAUCUUGUACUGUGCUCCGUCCCCCGGGCCGGGAGCCCGAGCCACCAGCCUGGACCCUGCCCGGGAGAAGGUGGUGACGGCGUCCCCUGUCCUCCGGGCCAGGUGGCGCCUUCCUGCGCUCAGGCCCGGGGCCCUGGCAGCGCAUCCUCCGGCACCUCGUUCUAUUACCUCUGACCCCCCGCCCAGCCGCGCCCCCUCCCCGCUCCCCAUGUUCCGGCCCCUCCCUCCGCCUGGCCGUGCUGUCACCCACCCAGCCCGGUCACCGACACCCCACUCCUGGGACCCCCCUGGCCCUCCCCCAGGCUCGGUCCCGCCCUGCUGGGGUCCCUCCUCACCAAGAGGAGGGGCUCGGUCCAUAAGGGACAGGCACCUUGUGUGAGGGUGAGCAGCAGGCCUGUGCCCGUGUGCAUACCUGUGUGCCCAUGUGUGUACAUGUGUGCCCAUGCACAUACAUGUGUGCCCUGUGCAUACAUGUGCGCCUGUGUGCAUAUCUCCACCUGUGUGCGUACCUGUGUGCCGAGUUCUACCUGUGUGCCCGUGCUCGUAUGUGUGUACCGUGUGCCCGUGUGCGUACACAUGUGCCAUAUGUGAGCACAGCCGUGCACACGCAGAGCCUCCAGCCCUCUGAGCCUUGAAGCGGGGGGCGGGGCAUCUUCACUGUCAUUCAGGGAUAAAGUUCCGGUUUAUUUUCCUACACGUUUACCCCAUCAGGCCUUGAGCCCGGCCAGACGCACCCCCCACCAGGACGCCUGUUUUUUAAAGCUUUGGGUGCUUUUUUUUUAGUCAUUUUUUUACCAUGUGGGGAAAGGGCCGCUCUGACCCCCUCCCGCCCUCAGACCUCCCGACCCUCGACCCUCGUUUGUACCGUGCGCAUGUCUCGAGUUUUUUACUUUAUUUUUCACCUGACAAAACCAACCUCCUUCCCACGGCAGGGGAGGGGCCGGCUGGGCCCCGCGUGGGUUUUCUCUCCCUUCUUCCCUCCCCUCACUUCAGUUUUCUUUUGAAUAAAAGCCACAACCUUAUUUUUCUUUACAAAAAAAAAAAAAGAAGGAAACAAAAAAGUAUCCCAGCCUUUGACUAGA
Messenger RNA from Sorex araneus (European shrew), 3425 nucleotides. RefSeq names its product transmembrane protein 201 (gene TMEM201). The record is from RefSeq and is a predicted model, not a curated record. Gene Ontology annotation, molecular function: actin filament binding; lamin binding. The transcript is spliced from 11 exons. The coding region runs from base 20 to 2029 and encodes 669 amino acids. Gene Ontology annotation, biological process: nuclear migration along microtubule. NCBI's taxonomy places the organism in Eukaryota, Metazoa, Chordata, Mammalia, Eulipotyphla, Soricidae. Gene Ontology annotation, cellular component: nuclear inner membrane.